ACCCGUUGAUCAUGUGAGCCUGAUGCACUGAUGGGACAUGUGCCACCUUGCCGUCACCGUGCCAGCCUCCGACUCAGCAGUCGGCGCUUUCUGAGCUGCUCUCUUGCGUGGUCGAUACCACAUUUCCGCCAUCCUAUACAUGGGAUUGACCUCUUCACUGGUCGACGGCCGUCCUAUGAUCGCGCUCUUUGACACGGCUGGUUCCCAACUCUCAACACAUGUCAGUCUUACGCGCCGCGAGUUCUACGAGGUUACUAGUCCCUACUCACCUCUCGUUGAUCGCCCUCCUCCAUUCACAUUUCGUACAAUACCACACUGCCUGCUUUUUGAGAGGUAGGAACCUGGCGAAUGUCGUCUGCGAUGUCGCCGUCGUUACCGAGCCUGGGCUCCCUCAUUGCCACCGCGCAAAAGUUCAGGGUGCGGGCUCACCUGUC
Molecule: messenger RNA, 434 nt
Organism: Mycena citricolor
Lineage: Eukaryota; Fungi; Basidiomycota; Agaricomycetes; Agaricales; Mycenaceae
Source: the annotation of a GenBank genome assembly